Molecule: messenger RNA, 1377 nt
Organism: Penaeus indicus
Lineage: Eukaryota; Metazoa; Arthropoda; Malacostraca; Decapoda; Penaeidae
Exons: 3
Coding region: 1-1377 (458 amino acids)
Source: RefSeq, a predicted model, not a curated record
AUGUUCUUCUGGCAGGGGAAGAACUUCGAUGAACCACGCCAAUACGGAGUGGGCUUCACAAUGAGGAAGAGCCUGCUGAAUACGGUAGAACCAGGCAGCAACGGCUCCGAGAGACUCCUCACUCUCCUCCUCAACACCACGGCAGGCCCUGUCACUCUCGUCAGCGUGUAUGCCCCGACACUCACUGCCACAUUGGACGUCAAGGACGAGUUUUACGAUAAGCUCGCAGCCACCAUCAACAGCAUCCCCAGCAAGGAGCAACUUGUUCUCCUGGAAGACUUUAAUGCAAGAGUGGGUGCAGAUCACAACACAUGGCCCACAUGCCUUGGACAAUUUGGCGUAGGCAAGAUGAACAACGGUCAAAGAUUGCUCGAGCUAUGGCAAACCCCUGCACAAGGUCUCCUGGAGCAUUGGUAUCAACUGGAUCUCAUCUUAGUCAGACGAACCGCCAUUAAGAACGUUCUUCAAACAUACUCUUACCACAGCAUAGACUGCGACAAACCACUCAUUGGCGUGUUGCAAGAUCAAGUUCCAGCCCAAGAGGUUCCACCGCGGCAAGAAGCAAGGGAACCCUCGGAUCGAUAUCAGCAGGAUGAGCCAGCCAGACCUUGUGGAGCAGUUUGCUGCGAGGUUCGAGAACAGAUAACCCCAGUUAUAGAUGCUAAGCGCGCUGCACUAGCAGAGUACAAACAGUCACCAAGUGAGAGAAACCUACAGAUUCUUCGAGCUACCAGGAGCAAGGCUCAGCAGACUGCCAGGCACUGCGCCAAUGAGUAUUGGACAGAGCUUAGUGUAAACAUCCAGACAGCAGCAAUCACAGGGAAUAUCAGAGGGAUGUACGAUGGUAUUAAGAUGGCAAUGGGGCCAGUGCAGAACAAAACUGCUCCCCUCAAAUCCACCAUUGGGGAAAUUAUCACAGACAAGGGGCAACAGAUGGAGAGAUGGGUGGAACACUACUCCGAGCUCUACUCCAGGCAAAACGUAACCUCCGCAGCCCUUGAUGCCAUCAAGGGUCUACCUGUGUUGGAAGAGCUCGACACCGAACCGAUCAUAGAGGAUCUGAGCAAGACUAUUGACAGCUUAGCCUCAGGGAAGGCCCCAGGUAGCGACGGGAUUCCCCCUGACCUGAUCAAGCACUGCAAGACCACCCUACUACUGCCACUGUAUGAAGUCCUCUGCCAGUGCUGGAAUGAAGGGGCCAUACCACAGGACAUGAGAGACGCCAAGAUAGUUACCCUGUACAAGAACAAGGGUGAAAGAAACGACUGCAACAAUUACAGAGGCAUCUCUCUACUUAGCAUAGUCGGCAAAGUCUUCACGCGAGUCAUCUUGGCCCGUCUGCAGAAAUUCACCGAACGUGUCUACCCAGAGUCAUAA